UGUGAGACUGGCUGGCUUGUGCCAAUGUGCUAGAGGCUCAGGAGUAGGUUAUCUUGCCGACAGAGCCAACUGAAGUGGUCCAAGACCCAAAACACAUGAUUAAAGUUUAGGCAAUGUAGAUAACCAGGGGUCCAAAACCAGUGCUCACUAAGUUAUGCUCUGCUGUUUAUCAGUACAGGUAUGCCAAAUAGGACAUCUGCUGCCUGCAGGGAGUUAGAGCAGGACUGGAGGAGGAGCAGAGACAUAGGGACAGACACUGCCUUAGCUUAUUUGAGAGUGAUGGGGAAAGGAAUGAUGUGUUGCAAACACAUGAUGAGAGUAAGACACAAGGCUAGGCUUUUGUGAUGAGUGUGAUUAAGUGCCAUUAUCCUUUCUUUUUUUUAAUCCUCUUUUCUUCUCCCUGUAUUUUGAACAACCAAGACAAAAGCAGAACCAAUAAAAACAAGAAAUGUCAUCUGUGAGGUCCCUGUUAUCCCAAGAGCACUCACAUAAAGAAUGAAUUAGGCCUCUGGAGUUCACAGGAAAUAAUAUAAAAGGCAUAACUAUAAACUGAGAAAAUAAGUGAAGUUGUUUUUUUUUUUUUUUGAAAGAAUGAGAUGUGAAUCACUGAGGUCAACAGCUUCAAGACAUGUUUAACUAGAUGUCUGCAUAAUCACCAAAGUAUUUCUGUCAGCUUCAUUAUUACAUAAAUAUGGAUCUGGUUUUAUCUUUAAUUUGAACUCCUCAAACAGGACAUCUGAGUUAUCUGAUGGGCAGUAUAUUUGAUGUACUGUCACCAAAAUAAAGAAAAUCCUUGGCCUUUUUUUGUUACACCCUGAAAAGACAUACCAGUCAAACUGGAAGUUCCCCUCUGAGAUUAAUUCUAAAAUUUAUUCCUGUUAGUAAGGAUGUCUUAUGAAAUACUUUUUUCAGAAGGGAUUUGGAGAAGAAGUGGUGUUUUGGUGAAUCAUCUGAGGAAGUCAUUCCUUUGUGAGGACACAUGGAAGUGGGAGAAGGAAAUGAGCAGAAGAUGUUGACCCAAGGAUCACUGCCAGGACUGAGAAAGGGGAGGUUAUUUGUGCAUCAUCCUGCUUUGGACUCAGAUGUGCUGCAUCUGGUAAUGGGAUAAACUGGCAGUAUCAGCACAGAUCAGCAUUAAGUGAGGGAAAUUAAAUUAAGUGAACACAUACACACAGAGGCCUGGAGAAAUUGCAGAACAAUCUUCAGAUUUUUUUUUUAGUAUUUUCAGAGAAUAACAGAAUACUUAAGGUUGGAAAAGACCUCUAAGAUCAUUGAGUCCAAUUGUUAACAAGAUUUUGUUCUUUCCUAUUCUGUGUGUUAAUUAUUACUACCCUUAUUAUAUUCCUUACUUGCAACCAUGUACUACACUGCUGAAUCAGGAUCACAAUGGCUUUAAAAAUGUGUGACUAAAAAAAAAAAUUCAGAAAAAAAAAUAUGUAAAGCUCAGCGGAGGGAAAUACGGGAGAGUCCCGUCUGAAGUAGAGGAACUAUUUAUUUUAUGAUGUGCCUGCAAACUACCUCAUUCUCACAGGCACGUGGAAAGAAGAAGCUAAUGUUAAAGGGCAGACUGAGGAACAAGUGAAAAAAUAAACUAUGGUACAUGUCACAAGAGGUUGUCAGUGCAGCCUUCUGACUAGUUAGCUCACAGAGGCAGCGCGGUCUUUUGAUGCUUCCUCUCCCUCUUUAAUCAGUCCCUUUAGAACAAGUAGAUCUUAGCUUCAAAGGCAGCAGGGCUUGUCAAAGAAGAAAGCUGCCCACUCCUCAAACCAUGGAUGGCAGCUUUAUGUCCCACAGUGGUGGUUCCCGUGGGAAACUGCACAGCACUGGCAGGGUGGGUGUGAUUACACAGCACCUCCUGUGCUCAGAUGUCUUUGAAGGGCUUAUGGGAUCUCCUUGUAUUAAUAUCGAUCCUCUCCAUUUGACAGGAUUUCCAAAGACAGGAAAAGAUACUCUCUAAAGCAUACUUCUUAGCUUGAUCCCUCACUGUAAAGUCUAGAUGAAUCCACAGGCUUGCUGCAUUUGAAUUGGUUUUGUCUAGUUCUUUAGAUAAUAAGGUUUUCUUAAUUAAAGUGAUUGACAUAUUUUCCUAAUAAAUGCCUGUAAUUUUUUUUUUUCUAUUCUACCUACAAGACUUUUCCCAGAACUUACCUGCAGUAAAGUGAGUAGAGAGUUUUGUAUAGGAAAGCUAAGAAAGCUGCAAUGUUUAGUUUGUCCACAAAACACUUUGUUAGAGAACAUCAUUAAUAAUGACAUUUGUUGACUGGGGAGAGAGAAGGUUAGGUGAAUUUCAGUAUGUUCCAAAUCCAAUUUAUUGAUUCUGCAGCCUGUCAUUUCUGGAAAAGUUCCCCUCCUCCCCCCCAAAAAAAAUCCUUAAAGCAGCACAUCUUGUUUCUUUGUUUUAACUCCAAUUUUCCAAUUUCACACGACUGCAAUUUAAAUGUGAACAUCACUGAUAUUUCAACAAAAAAUUGUCGUUUGUUAUACUUUUCUUCUGAUAUAUUACAGAAAUUGUAUAUCUCAGUGUACAUACUUCCCAGUUGGUGACUCUCCUGGAUUUCCAUCGUGCUUCAGCAACUACUUGCAAGUGCUGCAAUCCUAUUUGCAGUCUGAACUAUAAGCCUGUGAAUCACCUCUGAUGUAUGACUUAUAGGCUUAUUUUCACAGUGUUUUAGAGACCAGCUAUGCCAAUCUAAGAAGUUUUCCAGAAUGCAAAGCAGAUCAUGAGUGGUGUGUCUGAUAACACGUCCAUGAACAAUGUGUUCACAGAUGCUUCUCUGGUCUUCAACAAAAUAUGUGUCAAACAGCAGUAUUAGAAUCUGACACUAUUCUUGUUAAAGCCAUAUUUCCAUGAGCUUUGAGUUCAGUUAGAGCUGACUCAGGCAGGAUAGGUGAACUUGGUAAAUCAUGAAGUCAGAAAAAAGGAGGGAUGGAAUUAAUCCCAAGAGACCAUCCUCCAAUCCAUGUCUGCACUGAGGCAGGAUAAGAAAUCUUGGACUAAUCCUGGCAGACAUCAGUGUAAUACACUGAUAAUGAUUCCAGUGAAGGAAAUUCCACAAUAUGCUUAUGUACAAUAUUUUAAUAUUUCAGUACCCUUCCUGUUACAAAGAGUUUUUAUCACAUAAACCAAGAAUUUUGGAUAAAUACUUACCAGAUUCCCUUUUUUUUUUCUUUCUAAACAGAUACAGCAAAGUUGCUCAACACCCUCUACUUCAAAAAUAUAUAGAUUUUAUAUCUGUAUCAUGUAUGGAAAUACACUUCCACAUUAAAGCUAAGCCAAUCUGAAUGUCAGCUGCUGCCAAAAUGAACCACCCUAUAUUUUUCCCUAUUUUUUCCCAUCCCUUAUGAGACUGUGAUGAGCCAGAUCAGAGGAUAAAGUGAGAAGCAUUCAAAUAAAUAAUACAAUUAGUUUUCUGCUGAUUUAGUUCAUUGGACCAAGCCCUAGGGAGAGCAUCAGACAAGCACCAGUGGUUGGACUGGCUUAGCUGUGAUUUAAAGUAACUUCUCUUUUCUAGGCUAAAUAAACCUCCUUGCACCUCUUUCACUGGCCAUGCUUUCUAAGCUUGUUGUUGUUCUUAGGAUCCCCUGAAUCCUCUCCAGUUUUUCUGUAUCUUUUUCAUAUAUGUUAUAUUUAAUAUGUUUCUGUAUCCAAAGAAUGUUAAAAUGUAUGAUUCUGUUAUGAGUGAACAUUCCAACAGAAGAGUAAAAAAGAUUAGUUGUUGCUCAUAUGCUCUUCUGCCUGUUUUUCCAUGCCUAAUUUGUGUGUGCCGUUUCUGUGACUUUGCCUACCUAUGUAAUAAUUAUGCUUACAAGGUGGAUGGAUAAACACAAGUGUGUCACUCUGUACUGAGCUUUUGCAGUUUAAGGAAGGUCAUCCCAAGCUGCACCCUUCCCUGCCUGGUCACUGCUCAUGUGGCCAUCUCAUCAUGUUUAAUUUUAACUUAAGACAUCAUCUAAAUUUCAGAAGAACCUCAGACAAGAGUUUCUUUAGGUGGAGAAGAUAACUUCUCUUAAGUUUCCUUCAGUUUUUCCCUGUGCAUACACUGACCUACAUUGAGAGUAGGCACAUGACAGAUUCUCAGUCAGUCUUUCAUGUAAUUGGAACUCUUUGGGGGUUAAUGGCUUCAUACAACUAUAAUUUCAUGGCACUCUAAAGGAAUAAGAUGUUAAGAUUUGCUGUAUUCUGUCUUUUAUAUAUUUAUAAAUAAUUUAUAUUUCCCAGUAUGGAUUAAUUCCUGAUUUAUAUUCAUAUAUUUCUCUCCACACAUGAUCUAGAGUCUUGAAGCAUUUGUUUUUUGCUUUUAAAGCCAUCACCACCUGAAACCCUGUAGUGAACUGAAAAUUUAAGUUUUUACUAUAGUAGUUUCUCACUCUUAUCAUUGUAAAAACGUGGAAAAUGGGAAGCCCGAGGAUACAGAAACAGCUAAGCUAAAGCAAUAAAAGUCCCAAAUAUAUGCAGUCUUUUAAAUCCCAUCAAUUGUUAACAAGUGUGAGUUGGUGCUAGGGUGCCUGCUGUGGAUGAAACCCAUGCUGUAGAGAAGAGUGCACCAAUGAUGGCUCUAUCAUUGACUUGUAUCCCACCACAGACUGCAGUAACCUGUGUAUUGCUCUGUGUAAACAGAUCCUGUCGGAGACAGCUUGUUCAAAAACAUUCAGAAAUGCCUGAUCUGAAAGUAAGGAUUGCUGGGCUUUCUGGUUCUUCCUGUGAAAGCUCUCAUGGGGGUCUCAGAGUACAGGAACAAGAGAAGCCUAUGGACAGGCUCUGGAUACUCAGAGACAAUGUGGAUGAUGGGGACCUUUGGGCCAGGUCUCUCCACUACUGGCUUCUUUGUGGUGUAAUUACAUGGAGGAAGGAACCCCACCCACCUUUGUAUGCUGCCUACCCUCCUGUGAGAACCUAGUGAGAUUUUGAAGCCCAUCUUUCCAUGUCUUUACAGGAAUUUCUCAGGGACUGACUGCACUUUGACUCAGACCAGAAGCAGAUUCUCCAAUUCAGCUUCCUCCCUCAAUAUUGCACUUUUUUUCUGGAAUGUGCAUGCAGCUCCAGGUCCUCUGCCAGAAGCACCCACCCUAAUGGAGAUUAUUCAGGCUGAUGGCUACUGGGAGAGGAGAAAGCUCACUGCUUUCCAAGUGCCACUCCAACAUCCAACACUAAUGCCAGCCCCAUCGUGUUCUCAUUCCAGCAAGCACCACACACAGUGUGACCAAAGAUCACCAUUUUCCAGCAUCAGUGUGGCAUCCAUGCUUAGGAAAUAAACUGGAGUGGACUUUUUUUAUAAAGUUCUGGAAAAUUGGCACCCUGCACUCUUUUCAGGCGAGAUGUUCUCCUAGCUGACCUGUGAGAAUACAAGAGGAAGGAAGGGUGGCCAUAGACCUACCAGUAUUAGUCACUUGGAGUCGGUGAGCAAGCUCACCCCACGUCUGACUUUAUCUGGAAGCAGCAUCACAUUAAAUCAUACUGCAUUCCAUACAAUAGCUACGAAUAGAUACUUUCAUCCCUUCCUUAGCCAUGGUUUCUUUCCCACCUUUCCCAUGAACACAUGGAGAGUAUGCAGAAGUUUGACCAGAAGCCCUUUCUUCUUCUUCCAUGCCCUUGAAUAUUUCCCCUUUGCUGACGUACAGUCUCAGGGAAGGCUCUACAGCUCAUGUCCUCCUGGGACACAGGAAUGAAAACUCAGUUUGGAUGCAUGAUGCAAAAUUGCAAAUUUUGGAGCAGCUGCUUUAACAGGUGCCAACUAGCAAAGGUGUGUGUACCUAUAGGAAAAGACUGGGGGUACUGUCAAUGUGUGAGAACAGUCUGAUCCUAGGAAGGAAUUAUGUAUUUGGGAUUGUUGGUUUGAUUUAGGGUUUUUCUUCUCAGCCACAUCUUAAGAGCACCCAUCAACCUGCUCCAGAUGUGCCAAACAUCUGGACACAGCACCCAUGGGUAUUUUGAGUUGCUCUCUGCUGUGCAGAGGAGCAGGAAGAAGCAAGCCAAAAGCUGCCAGCAAGGAAAAUAAGGGCAGACAAAAAGCCAUGUAAUCCUGGCUCAGGGAGACAUGCCGAGCAGCCUGUGUUGGUGCCUGCCAAGGGUCAGCAUGCACCAAGUGAUCAGAAAACACAAGAGGACUAUGGCACAGGGUGUGGACCUUACUGCGAGCCAAACUUGGUACUGAUUUAGGCUCCGUUGCAGAGGCUCUCUGGAAUGGCUGGUUACUCCUCUGUCAAACAGCUCUGUGCACAUUGCCUGCACUCCAGUAUACCAGCUCCUUCUAAAACACUGAACAGCUGGAGCAGCUACCUUUCAUUUUGUGGAGGUAAGUUAGGGAGAGGGGCCUCUCCUGUCCCAGCCUGCUGCUGCUGAGGGAGGCAUGGAAGUUAGCACUAAUUCUCCCUUCCCAGACAGAAGGGAUUUCUUAGCUUCUCAGCAACACAGGAAAAUUCAGUGUUGCUGGAAAGCAUGUUUCUGGGACCUGGGAAAAGGAGACCUGGGAGGAAUCAGGGGACCUUAGAAGAUAGGAAUAUGUAAGGACUUGGAGUCUCUUUCUUCCCCUUCUUCUUUUCCUUUCUUUCUCUCCUUUCCCUGUCCCACAAAAAUGUGCUUUUCCAGCAUCCUUGUGAGACAUGUCAUUUUUCAUACAGUCAUAUAUCUUCUCUUUUCUCUCCUCCUUCACUGUUGCCAUAUACCUUCACUAAUUGAUUUUGACUGGAGAUGCUUCCCAAAUUUGCAUGGAGUAGAAAAGCAUGAGGAAAUAUGCCUGGCCCUUGUUAUCACAGGAAGGAAUGGGGCAACGCAGGGCUGGCCUGGUCUGGGAAGUGUGGGGGGGUGUCCUGUUGCCAAGGGUAGUAAGGCGAGAUAGCAGGAAGCUGUGCGGAAAAUCUCCUCAGCAUCAGCCACCCUGUUCCUCCUUAGGAGCCCUUCCUCUGGGAGCAGCAGCUGUAGGAGAAUGCAGAAGCACAAAGCAGAGAUGGGUGGAUCAAUCUAAAAACCACACAGCUUUAUUUUUUCUUUCAUAGGCAGCACAGGCAGCAAACAGCCUCCUAAAAGCUGCCGCCCAAGGCAGCUGCCCAUUUUUUCUUACGCAGUGAAACAACAUUGCAUUGGCCCUACUCUGUGGAUUGCUGGUUGCGUGGUAGUUUCACCCCACUGCAAUUGUGCUGGCAUUUUAGGAUGUGCCAUAACAUUUCAGUAUUCUUUCAUGUGAGAUUCAUUUAAUCAGUUGGGGGAAAAAAAGUGUACCUCCUCUGUCUUUGGACUCCCCCACUCCCGCUUGAGUUAAACAAGAUACCAGACCCAAUCAAGGAAAGAAUGAAGGAAAAUAAAUCUCUAAAGAAAACACAGGCUUCAAAACAAACUUCAAAACUGCCCAAUUUGAUAAAAAAUGGAAAUAGUCAGAUGGCAGAAGUGGAAAAAUUCUUCUAAUUGUGGAAAGGAGAAAUAAGAAUGGUUUAUUUCCUUGUUAUAUAAACCCCAAAGUCAUAGUGCUGGCAUUGUACCAUGCAAAUCAGCUACCAAAGUCAGGAAGAUCAGCUGCAUGAGUUGGUAGUACCACUAACACCAUCUAUUCUCACUGAAUAUGACCUUUUUAAAAAAAUAAUGCAAGACUCAAACAUCAUAUUAUUUUAAUUACAGUUAACUCUAUUGUUCCUGCAACAUCCAAGGCCACACAAGGAGGGACAUCUUCCAACUACUGCAGGGAGAGAAAAGACAAUUACGGGAAAUUUUGCCAAUGUGAUUCAUGGUUUGAAUGCAAAUCAUUUGACAGACCAAGUAAUUGAGAGAAGCAAGCGAAUGAUUUUGGAUACUCUUGGAGUGGGGCUUCUGGGUACCAGCACUGAGGUCUGCCACAAGGUGACACAGUACAGUAAGAUCUACAGCUCAGAUUUAUCCAGUACCAUCUGGGGCCGCUUGGAUUUCCGACUGCCUCCUCUGUAUGCAGCUUUUGUGAAUGGAGUGGCUGUGCACUCAAUGGAUUUUGAUGACACCUGGCAUCCAGCCACACACCCAUCCGGGGCUGUGCUCCCUGCUGUGAUUGCACUCUCAGAGGCCUUUCCUCAGAAGAAAAAAGUCUCAGGUCUUGAUCUGCUCUUAGCUUUCAAUGUGGGAAUUGAAGUGCAAGGUCGGCUGCUGCGCUUCUCCAGCGAAGCCAGGAAUAUUCCAAAAAGGUUUCACCCACCGACUGUGGUUGGUACAAUGGGGAGUGCAGCAGCUUGUGCUAAACUGCUAGCUCUUGACCAGCUGGGAUGUAAAAAUACCUUGGCCAUUGCUGCCUCCUAUGCAGGUGCCCCACUGGCUAAUGCAGCAACCCAAACAAAGCCCCUUCAUGUUGGCAAUGCUGCCAAGCAUGGACUGGAAGCAGCUUGCUUAGCUUCACAGGGCCUUCAAGGAAACAAACAGAUCUUGGACAUGAAGUCGGGGAUAGGUGCCUUUUAUACAGAUUAUAACCCACAGACUCUGCCAACCUUGCAGUCCUAUCCCUGGCUGUUGGACCAGCAAGAUGUGGCCAUCAAACGCUUUCCUGCUCAUCUUGGAACACACUGGGUGGCUGAUGCAGCAUCUUCUGUUAGGCGGAAGCUUGUGGAGAGCAGUGGCAACUUGCUCCCUCUUGAUAAAAUUGAGAAAGUAAUUCUCAAAGUCCCCGAGGUCAAAUAUGUGAACAGACCCAGCCCAGCCUCAGAACAUGAAGCACGACACUCCUUCCAGUUUGUUGCAUGCUCUGCUUUGCUGGAUGGCAGCGUGUCAGUCCAGUCCUUCACCAACGAGAAUAUUCACCGGCCAUCCCUUCAGGAGCUCCUCCACAAAACAGAGCUGGAGCACCCUCCUGAUAACACACCCAGCUUUGAGAGUCUUUACUGCGAAGUGAGUGUCACACUUCGGGAUGGCAACAUGAUCAGUGACCGCUGCGAUACGUUCUACGGACACUGGAGGAAACCUCUGAAAAAGCAGGACUUGGAGAAAAAGUUUCAAUCCAAUGCCCUCAGCGUCCUGCCCGCAGAAGCCACAGAAGGCAUUAUAGAGACCGUGUACAACCUGGAAAAAGUAGAGGACUGUUCUGUGUUAGCUACCUUUCUAUCAGGACAGUCAGCUAGAGAGCUUUCACAGAAGCUGCGCUUUUGAAUGUUCCAGCUGACAGCUAGAUGCUGUUCACAAAGCAAACACAAAAUUCAGGGCAAACUCUUGUUUAGUGACUCAAGCACUUUUAAAUAAGACUCCUCUAACACAAGAACCAUGUUCAGUCCAGUAUCAUAGCUUUUCACUAAGUAAAUAAUUUACUGCGUAUGUGCAGAGCUCAGUCAGGCUGAACAGAAGAUCCUCUGCUGGCACAGCUGACUUCAGCUAUCUUUGUUCCUCUAGAGGCAGAGCACUCACUGCUUGUGCACGACACAAAAAUUUCCCUGCUCUUCUGCCAAAAAUCUGUGUUCUGCUUCUCCUAAAUAACUACAUACAGGAAAUCCAAAUUCUGGAGGAGUAUGGAAAUGCUGUGUCUGUGAAAAUCAUCACUGUUAGAAGGACAGGGAAUAAUAAAGCCUUUAUAUAUAUAAUUUAUUUCUGUAGAUUUAUCUCUACAGCCUCCUUGAAGAGGCCACCUGUUACAGCUGAGCUUUGACAUUUGUGCUAAAAUAAGCACAGCACAGAAUAGUAGCACUUGAUACUCUGCAACACGUCAGGCUCUGCUGUAAUGACUGGCCUUGCACUGAUGGGCUAAAGGCCAGUGCUCGUCCUGAUCACACCAGCUGCCGAGCUACAGGGACAACUCAACACUCCUCGUCAUAAAAGCGUUAUUUCCCAGUUCCAUCUUUUGGCUGCUCUGUGGUACAGACCUGUUCCUGUUUUAUUCCCACUCCAGUUACAAGGUACUUGCUCAACAUGACACGAUUAGCACAUGGUGACAGUUUAGAUUCCUUCAGGCAUGGCAAAGCUUAGGCUACAGUACACUUGGUAUGAGUGACAGAGACCUGUGAGCUUCAGAACACUUCUUUUGCGAGGCAAUUAAGUGUCCACAGCAAAAAUCAAUACCCCUUGAUAAUGAGUUCUGGGAAUUUUUUUUUCCUUCAGGAGUAUAAAGCCUUGACAGAUUGUGCCUCUAAGAGAAGCUGACAACCUUUGUUCACAUUUGUAAGAUCAAAGCAUGUGUUCUAACAUAUAUAAAAUCUUCCUCAGGGUACUAAACUAUGUAUGCAAAAAAAUCAUGAAAUAAAGCUAAUUCAUUUUACUAAUUAAA
Molecule: messenger RNA, 10199 nt
Organism: Pseudopipra pipra
Lineage: Eukaryota; Metazoa; Chordata; Aves; Passeriformes; Pipridae
Gene: ACOD1
Product: aconitate decarboxylase 1
Exons: 5
Coding region: 7769-9094 (441 amino acids)
Biological process (GO): defense response
Cellular component (GO): mitochondrion
Molecular function (GO): aconitate decarboxylase activity
Source: RefSeq, a predicted model, not a curated record